Labeo rohita (rohu) is the source of this 1823-nucleotide messenger RNA. Its product is annotated as tripartite motif-containing protein 16-like protein. NCBI's taxonomy places the organism in Eukaryota, Metazoa, Chordata, Actinopteri, Cypriniformes, Cyprinidae. The annotation marks the transcript as partial. Gene Ontology annotation, molecular function: protein binding. The record is from RefSeq and is a predicted model, not a curated record. The transcript is spliced from 5 exons.
AAGCUGUUGAAGGAGAUGCAGAAAAGUUUCCAGCAGAGAAUCCAGCAAAGAGAGAAAGAUCUGCAGCAGCUGAGAGAGACUGUGGAGUCUCAUAAGCGCUCUGCACAGACAGCAGUGCAGGACAGUGAGAGGAUCUUCACUGAGCUCAUCUGCUCCAUUGAGAGAAGCCGCUCUGAGUUGAUACAGUUGAUCAGAGAUCAGGAAAAGGCUGCAGUGACUCAAGCUGAAGAACGACUGGAGCAACUAAAGCAGGAGAUCAAUGAUCUGAGGAGGAAAGAUUCUGAGCUGGAGCAGCUUUCAAAGAUACAGGAUCACAUCCAGUUUCUGCAGGUAACAGAUCUAGAAGAACAGGAUCAUAGUGGACUUGAGCAAGAUCUUGCUGUGACAGGAGACAAAGGUUUCCAGUCUGUAUCAGCACCUCCUGAAUCUACAGAUGUAAAUGAUGAUCCCUUCAUUUCUCUCAUCUCUUUUGAUGGCCUGAAAGAAUCUGUCCAUCAGCUGAAAGACAAACUGGAAGGUUUCUGCAAAGAGGAGCUCAAGAAGAUCUCAGACAGAGUCACUUUCACCAACAUUGUUCUCUGGACCAGAAACAACUUCUUACAAUAUUCCCAUCAGCUCACUCUGGAUCUGAAAACGGUGAAUAAACACCUCUGUCUCUCUGAGAGGAACAGAGUAAUUACUUACACUGACACGGUUCAGCAGUAUUCUGAUCAUCCACGCAGAUUUGAUGUUUAUCAGCAGGUUUUGUGUAAAGACCGUGUGUGUGGACGCUGUUACUGGGAGAUUGAGUGGAAUGGGAUUGAUGGUGUGCAUAUAUCAGUGUCAUAUAAGAGCAUCAGCAGGAAGGGAUGGGGUGGUGAGUGUCGGUUUGGACAUAAUGAUCAGUCUUGGAGUUUGUACUGCUCUCCUUCUAGAUACUCAUUCAUACACAAUGGCAUAGUGACUAAACUUCCUAAAGUGUCCAGCAGUAAAAUAGGAGUGUUUGUGGAUGAGAGUGCAGGAACUCUGUCCUUCUACAGCAUCUCUGACACAAUGAGCCUCAUCCACACAGUCCAGACCACAUUCACUCAGCCGCUCUAUCCUGGGUUUUAUGUUUCAAACGGAUCAUCAGUGAAACUAUGUUGAUGAAUCAGAAAAAAUUUGGUUUUUAACCAAAAUGGCUUACUGACGUGUGUGAAACUCAUUUAUGAAAAAAAAAGUUUGGAAUUGUGGCAUUUUCACUUGUGAAUGAAGAUAAAUUACUGGCUAUUUUAAUUACAAUUAUAGUAUUAUAACAUAUCUUGACUAAGUAUUCAUCAUGUAGGCUAAAAGCUAAAUGUUUUAGUUGUUUGACUACUGUUAAAGUGAAAUAUUACAAUGACGGCUGUGCCUGAAGUGUGAUUACUAUUUGCUGUACUGUAUUAGCCAGUAUUUUUGACUAUUACACAUUUAAGGACCAUAUUUGUCCAUAUUUACUUCAUCACCAUUGCUGUCAGAUUUGAAACUUACAUUAAAUAAUUCAAUGAUGUCAGCAGGUCACAUACAUGCUUAUUUGUCAUCUGUCCUUUAUUCUGGUACUACACAUCCCUGCUUGUGACAUGGUGGAAAAUAUAAAUGUCCAUGAAUUAAAUUGUUGAUCACUUUUUAUUAAAUUGCUCUUUUUGGUUAAAGAGGUCAUCGGAUGAAAACUUCACCUUUUCAUGUUGUUUGUACAUUAAUGUGUGUUGGCAGUGGUGUGGCAGUGCAGUGUUGGUCUUUUUCUUUUCUCUCUCCUUGUCAUGUGUGGAGCUUUGAAUUGACCUGCAUUUGUAAUAGUUAUUGUGACAACAAUAAAACAAAAUAGA